AUGGGCAACGCUGUCAAUUGGUGGAAACAAUUUGCAGAAAAUCAUGAAAAUAUAAAACAUUCCAUUGCUGGCGCUGGCGCUGGUAUCGUUUCCUCCAUUGUGACUUGUCCUCUCGAUGUUGUCAAGACACGUUUGCAGAAUCAAGGAAAGGCAGAACCAGGCAGCAAAGCAAUGUAUAAAGGCACACUGGGUACCUUGUCUCGUACAUGGAACGAAGAGGGUAUUCGAGGUUUAUACCGAGGAUUAGGACCGACCAUUUUAGGCUAUCUCCCUACAUGGGCUAUCUACUUCACAGCAUACGACUACUUCAAAAUCCGGUGGGCUCAUAUAGGUGAAAACAAUCGUGAGUGGAUGUUGCAUAUUGCCUCGGCCAUGUCUGCUGGGGCUAUUUCCACGUCAUUAACGAAUCCAUUAUGGGUCAUCAAAACACGGUUUAUGACACAAAGCGAACUUACCCCUUAUCGCUAUAAUAAUACCUUGCAUGCUUUUAUAACUAUUGCCCGAGAGGAAGGGUUUCGAGGAUUUUACAAAGGCCUUGGACCGUCUUUAAUUGGCGUCAGUCAUGUAGCCGUGCAAUUCCCGCUAUACGAGAAACUGAAAGUUUGGUUGCAUGCCGAUACCAAUGCCCCCGGUGCAUCCACUUCAAUUUUGGUAGCUUCCUCUCUCUCGAAAAUGGCAGCGAGCGUGGCCACUUAUCCGCACGAGGUGAUUCGGACCCGGCUUCAGAAUCAAACUCGAAAACCGUACAAGUAUCGAGGCAUAUGUCAUGGACUUGCGGUCAUUGGCAAAGAAGAAGGUUUCCGUGGUUUUUAUAAAGGCUUACCCACCAACUUGAUGAGAACCGUGCCCUCCUCGGCCAUGACCAUCCUCACCUAUGAACUUCUCGUUAGAAAAUUGGAAGGGAUCAAGGACUUGUAA
Molecule: messenger RNA, 918 nt
Organism: Radiomyces spectabilis
Lineage: Eukaryota; Fungi; Mucoromycota; Mucoromycetes; Mucorales; Radiomycetaceae
Product: mitochondrial carrier domain-containing protein
Exons: 7
Coding region: 1-918 (305 amino acids)
Biological process (GO): NAD transmembrane transport
Molecular function (GO): NAD transmembrane transporter activity
Source: RefSeq, a predicted model, not a curated record